Dendrobium catenatum is the source of this 627-nucleotide messenger RNA. RefSeq names its product CBS domain-containing protein CBSX5-like. Lineage: Eukaryota; Viridiplantae; Streptophyta; Magnoliopsida; Asparagales; Orchidaceae. The record is from RefSeq and is a predicted model, not a curated record. The annotation marks the transcript as partial. The transcript has 2 exons.
GUUACUGACGACCGCAAGCUCAUUGGUGAGAUCUCCCCUUCCACCCUCACCGGCUUCGACGAGUUCCCCCUCAUCGUUCUCUCCGCCGUCGAUUUCAUGGCCUACAUUGACUGGUGCACCUCACCACCUGACACCGCAGUUUGGGCCUUGAAAUCAUUAUUAAAGAAGAAGGGGAUGCAUGAGAUGGUUGAGCUAAUGGAUGUUGUUUCACGGCCGGUAUUUUCAUCCUCGACUUCGUCUUCUUUUGACGAGGAAGGGGAGAUAAGGAAGUGGUCGAGGCAAUUGAGGAGGUUAGGGAGCUAUUCUUCGAGGAUGGGUCGGAGGUUGGAGAAUGCCAUUGUUUGCCAUCCGGGAAGCUCGUUGGUGGCCUUCAUGGUGCAGGCUUUGGCGCACAUAGUAGGUUAUGUUUGGGUAAUUGAGGAGGACUAUGGCCUUGAAGGCAUUGUCGUGCUUCGUGACAUUCUCAAGGUUUUUAGAGACUACUGCUUGCGUCGUCUUCGAUUCCUUUUUCUAUUCGUUCAGCUUAAUCUCGUUAUUGCCGCCGCUCUUCAUGAUAGGAUCCAUCAGAUGGCUAGAGUCGGCGGUGGCGGCUUGGAGGAAUGUUUGGUCGUCCAUUGGGGAAUUUAG